ACAUCAUCAUGUACCUAUAGCCUAUAGCAGGGUAUAGGAAGUAAGGUGAAGAAAAUGUUAGAAAAAGUUGCGAGCAGCAAGAAGUCACAAAAGCAACGUGCUGCAACGUGUCGACAUUGAAUCCAACACUAUUUUUAUUUUUUUUUAAACAAAAAUUUGUAAUUUCGCCCGUAAUGGCAGCCGAAGUUCAACACUUUGAGCCCCCAAGCUCAGCAAGCUCUGAAAGCGAUGGUGAUAUAUGUCUAGAAGACCGAGCUGUGUUCCUUGCAGACGGUGCCAGUGAUGAUGGUGAUGUUGAUAGCAGAGAACUUGUUAGUCCUGCACCGCAAGCACCUCCACGACCACCGUCAGCUGGCUCGCAAAAAUCGCCGCGAUCGAGAAGACAACGUACGACCAGCAUGUCGCAGUCAAGUAAAAAAACUUCUACGGAAUGUAUUUUGCGUAGCAAACUCAGGACAAUUUAUAUAGCCGGUAGACCUGCGUGGUAUGAUUCUGCUGGACAACAAGUUGAACCUUUUGUUAUAGGAAUUUGUGGAGGCAGUGCUUCUGGUAAAACAACAGUCGCAACGAAGAUAAUUGAAUUUUUAAAUGUGCCUUGGGUCACAUUAUUAAGCAUGGAUUCAUUUUAUAAAGUACUCAACGAAAAGCAGCAUCACCAGGCAGCACGCAACGAGUACAAUUUCGAUCAUCCUGAUGCAUUCGACUUUGAAUUAUUAAGACUUACAUUGCAAAGACUUAAAGAAGGACGUAAAGUUGAUGUUCCUAUUUAUAAUUUUGUUACACAUAGCCGAGAAAGUCGCACUAAAACUAUGUACGGUGCUAAUGUCAUUAUAUUUGAAGGCAUUCUUACAUUUUACAACGCCGAAGUAUUAAAGAUGUGUGAUAUGAAAGUAUUCGUGGACACCGACGCGGACAUCAGAUUAGCGCGGCGACUUCGCAGAGAUAUAUCACAGCGAGGCAGAGACUUGGAAGGUGUUUUGAAACAAUACUCGGCGAUGGUUAAACCCGCGUAUUGUUAUUACAUCGCACCUUCUAUGGUACACGCAGACAUAAUUGUACCACGUGGUGGAGAAAAUGAAGUCGCUAUAAAACUUAUUGUCCAACAUGUUCAUACGCAAUUGCAGCUGAGAGGAUUUAAGUUACGGGAGAAACUCGCUCACUCGUACACUGGACAGCCGUUACCUUCUGUCUACAUGUUACCUGAUACUCCUCAAGUAAAAGGACUCCAUACACUCAUACGAGACAAAAACACUGAGCGAGAUGAGUUUAUAUUUUAUACUAAACGAUUGAUACGUUUGGUUAUUGAGUAUGCGCUUUCUUUGUUGCCAUAUAAGGAAAUAGUCAUAGAUACACCUCAGGGUGUACCCUAUCACGGUAAACGUGGUGCUUCAAAUAAAAUCUGUGGUGUAUCAAUAAUGCGAGCUGGUGAGACAAUGGAGCAGGCAUUGUGUGACGUCUGUAAAGACAUACGUAUCGGAAAAAUAUUGAUACAAACCAAUGAAAAUACUGAUGAGCCAGAGCUCUUUUAUCAACGACUGCCCAAAGACAUAAAAGACUACCGAGUUAUUUUGAUGGAUGCAACAGUCGCUACAGGUGCAGCUGCAGUAAUGGCGAUAAGAGUCCUCCUAGAUCACGACGUUGUUGAGGAUAAUAUUUUUGUAGUUUCAUUACUGAUGGCUGAACCCGGUGUUCAUUCAAUAGCAUACGCAUUCCCACGUGUUAAAAUAGUGACCUCAGCGAUCGACCCUGAAAUAAAUGAUCGUUUUUACGUAAUACCGGGAAUUGGAAAUUUCGGUGAUCGGUAUUUUGGUACUGAACCUCUCAAUGAUUUAGAGUAAACCCAGUAUUUAAUUACUUAAUUUCUUUUGUUAAUAUUUUAUUUUUAUUGAUUGUAAAUAAUACACAAUAUUAUUAUUAUGACGUUUUUUUUUGUAAACGUUAUAUUAUAAAAUUGUCGCCGUAACGUAUUG
Messenger RNA from Microplitis mediator, 1970 nucleotides. RefSeq names its product uridine-cytidine kinase-like 1. The transcript is spliced from 10 exons. Gene Ontology annotation, molecular function: ATP binding; kinase activity. Gene Ontology annotation, cellular component: cytoplasm. NCBI's taxonomy places the organism in Eukaryota, Metazoa, Arthropoda, Insecta, Hymenoptera, Braconidae. The coding region runs from base 174 to 1838 and encodes 554 amino acids. The record is from RefSeq and is a predicted model, not a curated record.